Molecule: messenger RNA, 4398 nt
Organism: Rhizopus microsporus ATCC 52813
Lineage: Eukaryota; Fungi; Mucoromycota; Mucoromycetes; Mucorales; Rhizopodaceae
Product: phospholipid-translocating P-type ATPase
Exons: 5
Coding region: 46-4326 (1426 amino acids)
Biological process (GO): phospholipid translocation
Cellular component (GO): plasma membrane
Molecular function (GO): ATPase-coupled intramembrane lipid carrier activity; ATP binding; magnesium ion binding
Source: RefSeq, a predicted model, not a curated record
CUUGUUUUUUAUCUCUUUUCUUGUCUUGUCUUUGUUUCUGACAACAUGUUUAAUAGACAAUGGAUAUGGAAAAGAAGAAGCAGUAGCAACGAAAACGUACGUCGAAAAGAUAAUAUAUAUGAAGAAACAGUUCGUCGAUCAUCUCGGACACUCUCUACCAUAUCCAGCGGUCAUAAAAUGCAACGGACCGAAUCAACAGUAAAAUUAAGAAGGAUUCAAAGUAGCGGACGCCGAGUAUUUGUCAAUCUACCAUUACCGGAAUUUGCUCUCACGUCAAAAGGACGAGCAAAAGAGACAUAUGCUUCAAACAAGAUUAGAACAUCAAAAUAUACAAUCAUCACAUUUGUUCCAAAGAACCUAUUUGAACAGUUUCGAAGACCUGCCAACCUGUACUUUCUGGGAAUGGCUGUUAUUCAGCUACUGCCUCUGUUUGGUGUCAAAUCUCCUGCUUUGACUUUACUUCCUAUCUGUGCAGUGGUCUUUAUAACAGCACUAAAGGAUGCUAUUGAAGAUUAUCAACGACAUAAAGUAGACGCGCGAUAUAAUCAAAAUAUUACACAUACACUUAUCGGAUAUAACAAUACAAAUUACCCAGGAACCUCAGCCAAGAGUAACCCUGUAGUCUCAUUGUUCUCAUGUUUUUCUGGUCACAAGCUUACAAAAAAAGAAUCACACGACACGAUCAGCCAGGAGAGCAACCAUGAUGUGUCAAUUACGACAGAUACAUCCAACGCUCAAAGUAACCAUAGUGACAACCUUGGAACAUUUCAUCCAUCUUUGGCAAUGAAUGCACGUGUAGGUGACUUUAUUCUACUGCGGAAUGGAGACAGUGUCCCUGCAGAUGCAGUGUUACUGUCAACGUCUGAUAAAGAAGGUGUGUGUUAUGUUGAGACCAAAGAUUUGGAUGGAGAAACAAACUUGAAACCGCGCAAUAGUGUGGCUGAAUUUAAGCAUAUUCAAUCAGGCACAGAUUGUUUAAACGAAUGCCACUUUUAUGUCGAAGCAGACGCUCCUUCUCCAGACCUUUAUAAAUUUGAUGGUACACUAGUCACUUUGGAAAAAAGCGAGUCUACAGAUAAAUGGGUUGAAAAGAACAAGACACCACUCGAUAUUAACAAUAUUCUGCUCCGUGGACAUGUCAUUCGUAAUACAAAAUGGGCAAUCGCUGUUGUCUUGUUUACUGGCACAGAUACAAAGAUCAUACUUAACUCUGGUGACACGCCUAGUAAAAGAAGUCAGAUUGAUACUGAAAUGAAUAAAGAGAUCUUUGUUGCAUUCAUUGUGUUAUUUACUUUAUGCUUAGUGUGUGCAAUUAUGGCUGGAGUUGUCAGAGCAAGAGAUAUGGGCAAUAGCGCAAGCUUGCUAUUUACAGCACAAUCUGGAAGUCCGGGAUACGUUGGCUUCUUAAACUUUUGGUCAAGUCUUAUUAUCUUUCAAAAUAUCAUACCCAUCUCUUUAUAUGUCUCUAUCGAAUUUGUAAAGACAUUUCAGGCUUAUUUCAUAUGGAAUGAUCUGGACAUGUGGGAUGAACACUCUAAAUCCCCAUGUAUACCCAAGACUUGGACUUUAUCUGACGAUUUGGGUCAAGUCGAAUACAUAUUUUCUGACAAAACCGGGACCUUGACGCGUAACAUUAUGGAGUUUAGAGAAUGUACAAUAGGAGGCGUCAGAUAUGGAGAUAAUGGAUUUUCACCAGAGUCAGAAGGAGCACGCGGCGCUCGUCUUCGCAAAGAAAAGCAAAAUGUACAGACUGCUUCAUAUGAAGAAGGUCAGUCUAGUUAUAUAUCUGCUGGUCGAGAUGAUGACGGAUCUCCACCAUUAAUCAACACUGAUCAGGAUCCUCUACAGGAUGGUGAUGAAAAGAAGGCCAAUGAGGAGCAUAGUACGAGGAAACAGAAAAUAUUUGAAGAGUAUGAGCAGAUUUUGAAAGGCGUAUUUAAACCAACCUAUUCAUCAUUGGAUCCCGACCGAUUAUCUUUUGCAGAUCCUCAGCUAUUUAAAGAUAUAAAAAACCCAGACAUAACAGGAAGGCUAGAGGCUGAUGAUAAAGAAACAGAGCAAUCCAAUAGGAUCAAAGAGUUCUUUAUGCUACUUGCUCUCUGUCAUACAGUCGUCAUUGAAAAAAUUGGUAAAGAUGGGAAAGUGAUUGAGGAAGAAGAUGACGUUGAUGAAGAGGAAGAAACAAAAGCACAACCUACAAUCAUCGGUAAGAAUCUUGAAGAGAAUGCUGAUCAUGAUAAAGCGCAAGCGGGUGCUUCCCAAAACAUCGAAAAGCAAACCCUCGGCUCUAGUCUUCGGACCAGUGGAAGCAAGUUACUCAAUGCGACUGGCCUUCGUAGCUUAAAAAAAUCAAGAAGGAGGCAUAGACCAAGAAAGAGCAGAGGAGAAGAGUUUGACUCUAUCACCGAAAAAGAUACUCCAGAUAGAGUAGACGACACAGUUGAAGUCCAGAUAGAAUACAAGGCAGAAUCACCAGAUGAAGCAGCCUUAGUAAACGCUGCUAAAAAUGCUGGAUUUGCAUUCGUCAACCGUAAAGGGAAAAUGCUGACAGUCGAUAUAUUAGGACAAGAGUACACAUUUGAGCUCUUGGACGUCUUGGGCUUCACUUCCGACCGUAAAAGGAUGAGUGUUAUACUUAAGAGACCAGAGCCGUGGAAUGAUAUUAUACUGUAUUGUAAAGGUGCAGAUAAUGUCAUUACAGAGCGACUUGACCAUGACAGCAAGCAGCAAACUAUCCUUGACAAAACUCAUAAAGACGUAGACACUUUUUCAGAAAAUGGUCUUAGAACGCUUAUGCUUGCCUAUCGUAACAUCGACUCUGAAGAAUACGAGAGCUGGAAAAAGGAGAUAGAUGAGGCUAGUACAGCAACAGAAGGUCGAGCAGAAAAAGUAGCUCAAGUACAAGAAAAGAUUGAAGUCAAUUUGAAACUCUUGGGCGCGACAGGUAUUGAAGAUAAACUGCAAGAGGGUGUUCCAAAGUGCAUCGAGGAUCUUCGCAAGGCUGGAAUAAAGAUUUGGGUACUUACAGGCGAUAAACUCGAAACAGCAAUCAAUAUUGGAUAUGCUAGUAAUCUGCUAGAUAGUGAAAUGCAACUAUGGACAGUCCGCGGCAGCGAAAAUGCGAAUGAGAUCAUCAAGAAUCUUGGUGAUAUAUCUGAAAAGCUUGAUAAAAUUGAAAACGAGCAAGGUAGCGAUGCACCCGAGGAUGCUCUGGUCAUUGAAGGCGCUGCAUUAGCUCAUGUAUUCGGGGACCAUGAGGCACGUCAAAAGUUGCUGGAUAUUGCUGUUCGUUGCAAGAGUGUCAUCUGUUGUCGUGUGAGUCCGCUUCAGAAAGCUCAGGUUGUUGAAUUGGUUCGAAAGUCGCAUAACGUAGUUACUCUGGCCAUUGGGGAUGGUGCAAACGAUGUCAGUAUGAUUCAGGUGGCUAAUGUUGGCGUAGGCAUCGCUGGUCAAGAAGGUGUCCAAGCUGCUAUGGCUGCUGAUUAUUCAAUAUGUCAGUUCAGAUUCCUUCACAAGCUCCUCCUUGUACAGGGACACUGGAGCUAUGUACGUAUUUCAGAAAUGAUUUUGAACUUUUUCUUCAAAAAUGUCUUUUGGGUCUUUCCUUCAUUAUGGUAUCAAAUCUAUAGCUCAUGGUCAGGCAAUAUUUUUUAUGAUUAUUCCUUUUUGCAACUUUAUAAUAUCAUUUUCACACUGGCGCCUAUUGUUGUCCUUGGUGCUACUGAUCAAGAUAUAACUGCUCCUUAUUUGAAGCAUCUUCCUCAAGUGUACACGAUUGGUAUUGAAAGAAAAUUAUAUACACGAUUUAGGUUUUGGCUCUACUUUGCUGACGGUAUCUGGCAAUCUCUUGUCGUCUUUUAUUCAUUUUACUUUUUAUACGAGACGAAUCCAAACGCGAACGGUGAGCCUGAGUCCAACCUACAGUUUUCGACGUCUGUUGCAGUAACAGCGAUUGUGCUAGCUAACCUAGUCCCUGGGUUCAACACAUGGUAUUGGACUUGGUUGCAGGUUGUGUUUGUAACUAUCGAACUCUUGGUCGCCUUCCUAUGGGUGGUCAUCUAUGGCUCUUUUCCUUCAGUUUCUCUUUAUGGGAUGGCACAGAUGGUAUUUGGCUCUUGGUCCUUUUGGAUGACAUUUAUCAUUGCCUUCACUCUAGCCUUCUUACCACGAUAUACAAUUACAUUUGUUUAUCAGUGGUGGUAUCCAAACGUUGUGGCUAAAGGCAGACAGUUUGAGCUGUAUGAAAAAAGGUUGAAAAGAGCAAAAAAGGACUCUAAAAUCUCUUCUAAACGUAUUCACCUUCCGUUUCGGUGGCAAAGAAGAUAAUAGAAAGUAAAAUAGUGUAAUUAUACUUUAAUAGGAUUCAUGUACAAACUAACUAGAAGAUUAAUGAAUAAA